Messenger RNA from Scleropages formosus (Asian bonytongue), 2237 nucleotides. RefSeq names its product fibrous sheath interacting protein 1 (gene fsip1). The record is from RefSeq and is a predicted model, not a curated record. The coding region runs from base 150 to 1733 and encodes 527 amino acids. The transcript is spliced from 11 exons. NCBI's taxonomy places the organism in Eukaryota, Metazoa, Chordata, Actinopteri, Osteoglossiformes, Osteoglossidae.
CGCAAACCUGGAGGUGCGAAGUGGCUCGCGAUGUGUUAGCCUAGACUAUUAUGUGUUUACUGCAGGAAGUGUCGAAACGUCAGCGUGUUGUUGAACUCAGAACUGAAACAUUUUAACGAAACAGUAUCAUAAUCUGUCCCACGGUCGGAAUGGACAUCACGAGGGGGAGCCUGGACGACAUCUCGCGCCCGGCGUCCUCCGAGCGCUCUCGUGCCGGUAGCCGUGUCUCGAGCUUGUCGGCGCAGGAGCGCGUGAGGUGCGGACAGGACAGUCUGGGGUUACUGAUCGUACUGAGUCCGGAAACGGAGCCUCGUGAGCAGAGGGGGACCCUGGAAGAGGAGCUGUGCUCAGCUAUGGAUGGCAGCGCUGGUGAGCUGAUGAGCAGAGGCUCAGUAGAGGAUGGAGGACAUGUCUCGCAUUCAGAUGGGACCAUAGGUGGGAUGACAGUGCAGGUUGAGCCUGUUUCAUUUACACGGAAAGUGCCAUUGAGUGAGAGAGACUGCGGAGAUGUUACUGUUCCAAAGAAAUCAGGGAGUCCUGCUGAUUCGGAGGACCUUUUGGAAGGCAGCGACAUGGGAAAUUCAGGUGUCUCUCAAGCUGAUGGAUCAGAUGAGGAGAGUGAAGAUUCAGAACUCCAGAAAGCCAUUAAGAAGAUGAGGGAGCUGGAUGAAAUCUUAGCGCUGAAAAUCUCCAAGGAAAAAGAACUGAAGAAGAAAGGAAAGAAGCUCCACCAGAAACUGCUGGAAGAGCUACAGGAGCUGAAGACAAAACAGGCAGCAGCACGUGCCGACGAGACUGAAAAUACAAGACUGUUUUUGGCACUGGAAUCUGCCAGCUCGCAUCGACCCAGUGAGGAUGAGGCUUUCGCUCCUGUCUUUGGAACUCAAGUUCCAGACAUUCAGUUUGACAGAGAGGUAAAACACUGGGAUGAAGGUGAGAAAAGCCAGAGAAAUUCGACAGAUUCUAACAGACUCAUCCAAGACGAGACGACAGUGGGUCCAUCCAAUGGCCGACAUGGACUGGACCGGAGCAAGAGAAAACAAGACUUUGUGAGGAAGAACAUAGAUUUGGCACGGGAGGCAGGGAGCCAGGUGCUCAUGACAGAAGGGGAAAAGCUCCGGUUGGCGGAACUCCUGCAGGAUCUGGACGACAACGACGAUUCAGACCCAACAGGCGAUGAGGAAGAGUCUUUGGUGUUGGCCGUGCACAGGUGUGCAGGGGGCGGCUACACCCCUGAGCCGGCAGAACUCACGCGGCUUCGUCACAUUGACUCCAGACUCCAGCUCCUCCUUCCUGUGGAGAGCUUCCUGUCUGUGCGCAGCUCCAACCUUAACCACACCUUGGUCCAGGGCCCGGAGGCUGGACAGAGCAGUGGAAGGACAUGGCUGCCAGGAGAGAAGGUCCUCCAGGACACAUGGGAGAUGCGGGGGCAGCAAGCUCGUCUGCGGGAGAUCGAGGACCAGCUGGAGCGCAUGGGUCGGGACCAGAACCUGGACUGCGCGGCCGGAAGGUGCACACUGUCAGGGGAACAGCUGAGGGCGUUGCUUGAGGACUGCAUGGUGGCCCUGAGUGACCGCUCUGGCCAUUGGGAUGUCGAAGGAGUCAUGUUCUCUCAGGAUGGCCCUGAUGACCCUGGCAGCCCUGAUCUCCUCCCAGGAGGAACGCUACAGCUCUCUGCCACUUUGCUCUCUGAACUGAUGGGGGAUGCCAUACAAGGAGGUGGCGCUUCCUGAGAAUGACCACUGGAAGCUCCGGGUGACCCUCGGCUCGUUGACAGUGCAGCUUUCAAGAUCAAAAUAUCUGUCAGUGAAAACUUUCAUUUUUUAAGCUGGUUUUUGUCUCCAAAGUGACUUAUAAUGUUCCAGAUGAAUACUGUGCUACUUAAAAUUAUCUAUCCAUGUGCUUAGCUGGCUCAUUUUUUCUGGGGUGCCACAGCAGCAGCAGGGAUUUAAACCAAGGACCGUCUGGUUGCAAGACUAUGGCUCUAAGCACUAUGCUAUAUGCUGUGCCCGCCGCCACUUUUAUACCUUUCAUAGCAGUGGUUUGAUUCACUGAAGACACAUUUAAACUGAUCUUAUUAUCAUAUGUAACUUCUAACUGAUCCCAGGCCAGAUUUCUGCUGAAGUACCAUUAGCUGCUUUUUCCAUGUUUAAUUUCAAAUAUUUUAUUAACAGCGACCUUCCUGCAAAUGUGAUAGAAUAGCAUUUGUUCUCAAUAAAAUCUCUUUUCUUUCUCCA